Motacilla alba alba is the source of this 3673-nucleotide messenger RNA. It is a transcript of the gene ARMC10, whose product is annotated as armadillo repeat containing 10. Bases 255 to 1613 code for a protein of 452 amino acids. The transcript has 6 exons. Gene Ontology annotation, cellular component: mitochondrion. Gene Ontology annotation, molecular function: protein binding. NCBI's taxonomy places the organism in Eukaryota, Metazoa, Chordata, Aves, Passeriformes, Motacillidae. The record is from RefSeq and is a predicted model, not a curated record.
UCCUCGUUUUAUCAUAGAUUAUAAAGCAGAAUUGCUUUGUUCCAUCUUUUUACUGUUCCUAAAGUUUUCCUAAAUCAUUUGAAGCAUGCUAGUGACAAAACGAGCAGAACAAACUCAUGCCCCAGGCAGCAGAGGGCAGCGGGAGGGAUGUGAGAUGCCCCGGCCAGCGCUGAGGGGCGCAACGAGCCCAGGGCUCUGCUGAGGGGCGAGGGGGACCCUUCGUGGGGAGGGCGGCGGGUGCCUCCCUGCCACGGAUGUUACCGAGGGAGUUUGUGGUCCCCCCGGCUGCAGUGGGUCCAGGCUGCCGACCGCCUGGACGCCCAGGGUGUGGCGGAGGGCCAGGGGCGGCGGAGACGGCGGUCCCCCACUUCGGGACGAUGCGGCCCAGCCAGGGGCGGCCAUGGCGUAGGACCGCCCCUCCCGCCGGCGGGCAACUGUUUCGAACGCGCUGCGGGAGCAGGCCGGCCCGGAGCGCGGGUGACUCCUUCCUGCAGAACAGGAACUGCGGCGCAUCGUUGUCACGCAGCGGCGGAGCCUCUCCCGCGCCCGCACACGGCGCUGAGGGCUCGGCAUCGCUGCGGCACCUGGGGCUCAGCCCCCGCGCCGGGGCCCGAGGGAAGGGCAGAGAGGCGGCCGAGCCGCCGGAUGGGGCGGUGGCUUCCGCGGGCCACGCAGCCGCCGCGGCCGGGGCGAUGUGGGAGCCGCGGGGCGCGGCGGUGAGGGCGGCGGCGGCUCUGCUGUUCGGGGCCGGCGCCUGCUACUGCCUGUGGCGGCUGGCGGCGGGCGGGCGGCGGCGGCAGCGAGCAGCGGCCGCGGGGAGCCCGCCGGCAGACAGCAGUGCUCCCAUGUCAACCCAUACCAUGGAUGUGGAUGUUCUACAGAAACUUAUUCAUUUGCUCCAGGCCACAGAUGAUCCAUUAAUUCAAGAGCAAGCUUUAAUCACUCUCAGCAACAGUGCUGCCUUCUCUGGAAAUCAAGAUAUAAUCCGAGAUUUGGGUGGUCUUUCUGUUAUUGGAGGGAUGCUCUCCAACUGCGUUCCCAAAGUGGAAGAAAAAGCACUAAAUGCACUUAAUAAUUUGAGUAUGAAUAUUAAAAAUCAGGAAGAGAUACAGGUAUUUAUUACACAAGUUUGUAGGACUGUUGAGUCAGCUCCCCUGAACUCUGACGUGCAGAUAGCUGGACUCAGGCUGUUGACAAAUAUGUCUGUUACCAGUGACUACCACCAGAAGAUGAUAAACUCAAUUCCAUGCUUUCUUCAUUUGCUUUCAGAAGGAGCUGAAAGGACACAGAUUCAAGUUUUGAAAGUACUUGUGAACUUAUCUGCAAACCCAGCCAUGACAAGACAUCUUCUCAGAGCUCAAGUGCCAUCAUUGGUGAUAAUUUUUGACAACUGUGUAAACAGAGAUAUUCUGGUUCGAGCCCUGGCGUUUGCAGCAAACUUGAAAAAGAAUGUGAACGAUGAAGAAGGCACCAAGAUUGAAGAAUACUGUGAAGACUCAAUUUUCUUCACACUCUGCAGGGACUCUGCCCCAUUUGCUCAGAGACUGGCAUCUUUGCUGCAUCACCCUGACACAGAAGUGAAAGAACAAGUUGUGAGAAUAUUAACGCAAUAGUGUUGUUUUCUUAAAACAGACUGACCUGAUGAAAAUAUCUAAUCUUGGCAAUGCUAAGCUAAGAAAGUGUGCAACAAGUAAACAACACAACAGUGAUGGAGAAAAAAAGCCCUAAAUACUAUCAUUUUAAUGGGUGCAAAUUAGUUACUACAGAAGAGAAUGCCAUGUAUUUAAUACAGAGAGCAUAACAGAUAUUUUUACAAGCAAGAGAAAACCAAUAGCUUAAUUAUUACUGAUAAACCACUGCACAGUUGCUACAUUUAUGCAAUGGGGGCAAACAGUUUAAAACAUGAAAACAUCUAUAUGUAAAAUGAACAUUUUAAAUGGAUGAGUGAAGUGAAUGAAAAUAUCCUUUGCAAUGUCAAAGACCUUUUUUUUACUUUAAGUAUUUACAGCUGUUGAAUAAAUACCUCAUUAGAAUUGUGCAUUAAAGAGAGAUUAGGCAUUUAUAUUUUUUUAGUCUACCUAUGAAAAUGGUAAAGCUGAAUCUUAACAAAAUAGUAUUAAAUAAAAACAAUACCAAACUAUCAUUGGCUUCAUACAGAAUCAGUAUCUUCAAUGAAAGCUGCAUACUAAAGUCACCAAACCUAGGUUUUUUCACUGUACCUGUAUGGAAUUUAUUCUUAAACACCAUUUUUGUAUGCUUAGUAUAUCAACUCCAUUUAGCCAAACUGCAGUGCAAUUAAUCACAACUGUGAAAGGUUUCUACACUUGAACAAAAAUUGAAAGGAUUUUAUAUUGCUUUAAAAUUGUCACUUUAGGGAAAGCAGACAUAUUUUUUAAAAAGUAUUUUAUUAGGAGUCAAGGAUUAUCUGCAACUGCAAUUCAGCAUUCUCAUUCUUAUUUUAAAAAAGUUUACAAGAGCAGUAUCAUACACAUUUUUACAAAAGCUUCCAAUUCUGUAGCAGCCCUUGGGCUUCCUUUCCUUAGACAUCUUUACUCCUUUUUUUUUCUGCAACUGGAACAUCACUGAAAUGAGUGCUUCUGCAGAAUUAGCCCCCAUAAACUUUUAGUCAGCAACCCAGCAUUAAUUCAAAAUGAAGUGGAAUCCAUACAAACAUCACUGUAAAAGAACCUGAACAGAGUUUCAUUGAUGAAUACAAAACAUACUGGAAAAUACUUCUAAAACCAAACUACUAAAAAACUUCCACUACAGAGAAACUAAAAGGUGUUAGAUGUAAAGGCUAGGAAAGUUUUCCACUUUGUUCCGUUUUUAAGAGAACUGUAUCACCUAAAUUGUUACCAAGUGCUUAAUCUUUCUAAUUUAGCAUACUCACUGCUCUUAGAAAACAUUACUAUCUUCUCUUUCUGUAUUACAAUAGAUACUUGUUUUCAGAAGGUCACUUUGCAAAUAGCUAAAACUGCAAGAAAAAUACGACCUUGAAACGGUGACACGCCCAUGCCCUCAUCAAUACAGGGGUAAAGCUACACGUAUCUAAUUUAUCCACGUAGGUAGUUUUAACUCACCAGGAAUACAGUUAAGGCAGAAAUAGAAGUUGGCAUGAUUCCCAGUCAGAAACUUGACAACUGCUGCAUUGACAGUGAACUUCCUUUCCUCCUUCCCACUGCUCCUAAAACACUGUACAGUUUGUGAUAAGCAGGUUACAUUAUAAUCACUUAAUGUUUUGCAACUUUUUGUAGAUUUAAUGUUUUUUGCUACUGAAUUUGAUUAAGAAAAGUAAAUACUAGGCCAGACACUAAGAAUUUAUCCACUCUCCUCUCCUGACCAGACAUUAGGACCAGUCUGUUCUAGGUAUAGCUGAUACAUGGUUUCUUAAGCUCAACAACAGAGAUGUCUAGAUGUCCCUUUCCGUUUUCUCCAACCUAAAAAUAAGUUUUUUCAGUAUCAUCUUUUUGAUAGAGUUGAUCUCUUAGCCAUUGCUUUAACAGCUGACACAAACAAGUGACCUUUUCUAAAAAUACACGAGAACUUGCUACAGUGUUGUCUCAGUUUUCUUUUUCUGGUCUAGAAAGAACUAUUUUUAAAUGCUUUCUUCAUAGAACAAUGCUGUUGAGAUGUUUGAAAUCAUGCAAGACUUUCCAAUGUGCCUUUAUGCAAA